Erigeron canadensis is the source of this 2229-nucleotide messenger RNA. RefSeq names its product acylamino-acid-releasing enzyme-like. The transcript is spliced from 15 exons. Gene Ontology annotation, molecular function: serine-type endopeptidase activity. Gene Ontology annotation, biological process: proteolysis. The coding region runs from base 91 to 1911 and encodes 606 amino acids. Lineage: Eukaryota; Viridiplantae; Streptophyta; Magnoliopsida; Asterales; Asteraceae. The record is from RefSeq and is a predicted model, not a curated record.
UACGGAAUCCUGAAAAUGAUUCACCCACUCAAUUUGAAAUUUGGGGUCAGCUUCAGUUAGAGAAGGAGAUUCGUGUUCCUCAAUCCGUGCAUGGCUCUGUUUAUGCAGAUGGAUGAGGAACCAGCUGUCCCUAAGCCAACAUUUAAUGAUUUCGGUUACAAGAAAGAUGGCGGUUCCAAUAUCACCGAUAAGGAUUGUAGUAGCUGGAAAGGUCAAGGAGAUUGGGAAGAAGACUGGGGUGAAGCCUAUGUUGGAAAAAGGCAGCCUGCUUUAUUUGUCAUUGAAGUUAACAGUGGAGAUGUCCGCCCAGUUGAUGGGAUUGGGAGGUCACUGAGUGUCGGACAAGUUGUAUGGGCUCCAGCAAGAAAAGGGUUACAUGAGUAUCUGGUCUUCGUUGGGUGGCCAUCAGACACUAGGAAGUUUGGAAUGAUUUAUUGCUUCAAUAGGCCCUGUGCCUUGUAUGCUGUAAAGGCUCCAUCAUUUGGAUCAGAUAUGAAAGAUAAUGCUAUAGAUGAUGCAUCACUAACAAAUCUAAGUGAAGGCACAAGUAGUGCUUUUCUUCCACGGUUCACCCCCGAUGGGACGUUUCUUUUGUUUCUGUCUUCCAAAACUUGUGUAGACUCUGGGGCACAUUCUGCUACACAAUCUCUCCAUAAAAUUGAAUGGAACAAUGAAGGAGCGCCAAGUCCUUCAAAGAUUCUUGAUGUGGUUCCUGUUGUGAUGUGUCCCGAGGAUGGUUGUUUCCCGGGGAUCUACUGUUUUAAUGUGCUUAGCAACCCGUGGCUUUCAGAUGGAUCUACAAUGAUAUUAUCUUCUAUUUGGCGCAGCACUGGAGUAAUAAUUUCUGUGAAUGUUUUAAGUGGGGAAGUUUCAAAACUCACUCCCAGUGAGUCAGAUCAUUCGUGGAGUUUACUUGCACUUGAUGGCAACAACAUCCUUUCUGUAUGUAGCAGCCUUAUAGACGUCCCGCAAAUCAAAUACGGUAGUCUACUUAAGGAGGAAUCUAUAGAUGCUGUUUGGAGCUGGCUGGAUGUUUCAAGUCCCACAUCUGAAAGUCAUGAGAAAGUCAAAUCGUUACUUUCGUCUCUCCAAUUUGACAUAUUGAAGAUACCAGUCAAGAAUGUCUCUGAGAAUGUUACAAAAGGUGCUGGCAAACCAAUCGAAGCGAUAUAUGUUUCCUCAAAAUCAAAAGGUCAUUCUUGUGACCCAAUGAUUGUAAUCCUUCAUGGAGGCCCUCAUGGCAGUUCCUUAACGAGCUUCUCGAAGUCAUUGGGUUUUCUUGCUUCAAUUGGCUAUAGCCUGUUAAUUGUAAAUUAUAGAGGUUCAAUUGGAUUUGGUGAGGAAGCAUUGCAAUCACUUUUGGGGAAUAUUGGAUCACAGGAUGUAAAUGAUGUCCUCACGGCUAUAGACCAUGCCAUUGACAUGGGGCUUGCAGACACAUCCAAGAUAACAGUGCUUGGUGGAUCCCAUGGCGGGUUUUUAACUACACACUUGAUUGGCCAGGCACCAGAUAAAUUUGCUGCAGCCGCUGCCAGGAACCCUGUUUGUAAUCUUGCUUUGAUGGUUGGUACAUCUGAUAUACCAGAUUGGUGCUUUGUGGAGACAUUUGGAACUGAUGGAGUUUCUAGCUACACAGAGGCUCCUCCGCCUCAACUUCUCACGACUUUUCAUGAAAAAUCCCCUAUUGCACAUCUUUCAAAGGUGAAAACUCCAACACUGUUACUCUUAGGAGCUAAAGAUCUUCGUGUCCCAGUUUCAAACGGAUUGCAAUUUGCGCGGGCACUAAAAGAGAAAGGAGUUCCUGUGAAAGUUAUCGUUUUCCCUGAAGACAUACAUCCUAUUAGCAGACCACAAUCAGAUUUUGAAAGCUUUGUUAACAUUGGAGUUUGGUUCAAGAAGUAUUGCAAGUGAAGGGGUGUUUCAUUGACGUAAAAGCGGGAAACAAUCUCAAUGCAUUUCUAAUUUUAUUUUUAUUUUUUGAAACACAACAAUGUCAACAUAUUGAUUUCAUUAUUUCACUUCCAGCAUGAUUUUAGGCAGAUUUGAUGCAAAUGAUACCGAUGGCAAAGCUCACCGACACAUUCCCUCAUUGUCUUUGUUGCUUUAGUGAAACUUUUACCUGUACAUGUAUAACAUCUGUUUGCAACAUUUUCUUGUUUAACUGUAUGUAUAUACGUUUUGAAUAAAGUAAAUUAGAUGGAAAUUGGUGCUUGACAAGCCUUCACGUUA